CAAAAUAAUUUGAGAAUUGACUCCUUAACCUCCUCUUGUUACUUUUUUUCUUCUUCCUUUUUUGUCUCCUCAGAUCUAAUCUUUCUCGGGAAUUUUUAGGGGCGGCGAAAUCGGUUCGGCAAAUCUGCGACGAAAUUGGAAAUAAACAGCCGGUCUGAUCCAAGAAUCCGAAAUGGAUGAUUUUCCAGAUUUAUUUGCGAAAGAUUUUGGGAUCAAACCCCAAGGUAAAUCAGCCCCUAUGGCGCCUCCUUGGAACUCUUCUUCCGGUCCGAAUUACGGGUACCGAUCCGAUUAUACCCGAUCUUCAUCCACAAACACUAAAUCGUCAUCCAAUCCAAUUUUCGACGAUCAGGAUCGCGACGGACUCUCGUUCAAUGAUGUCUACGGAGGACCCCCCAAGUACUCAUCCGAAUCUCGAGCCUCAACCGUGCAGAACUCGUCGUUCGAUUAUGACUCCUUGUUUAAGGAGACAAAGGCGCCGGUUUACGAUAAGCCUGUUUACGAUGACGAUCUUUUCGAUGGAUUGCCUGGGAUCAAGAGCUCUUCCACGACAUCGGCUGCUAAGUUUGAUGACGUAUUUUCGGUCCCGGUAUCUCCACCUCCUCCCAAGCAUAAGUCGGCGAGCAGCUCGCCGUUGGAUGACCUGCUUGGGAAUCUAGGGAGGAAAGAGACGGAGACGAAGGUUAAUAGCGAGAGAGUGAAAGCUGAGAAAGAGGCGCCUUUAUUUGAUGAUUUGCUUCCUGGUUUUGGCCGGAGUAGCUCUCCUGCACCCGUGAGGUCAAAUUCAGAGGCUGGUCAGUCCCAGAACCCAGUCUCAAAUUCAAGUAAGACUGGGUCCAAUUUGAUGGAGGACCCUUUUGUUGUCUUAGGAUCAACAUCAGACCCUGCACAUUCAUCCUCUGGGUUGUUUACAGACCCCUCUGAAGUAAUAAGUAAACUUAACGGAUCUGGGAAGUCAAGAGUGGAGAGUUCAUCUGGUAGUGGGGGUGUGUUUGAUGAUUUAGAUCCUCUUGAUGGUAUUGGAAAAUCUGUACCUUUUGUUUCAUCUGAGGUUAAUAAGAGGGGGAAGGAUAUGAGCCCUUUAAGAACUUCAAGUGGACCACAAACUUCAGCUAGUAAAGAACCAAAUGAUGAAGAGUUUGAGCACUACACAAAAAAGAGGAUGCCUUCUAUGGGAGAUUUUCCAGCAUCUCAUCAACCUGUGUUUGACAUGCCCAGUAUGUCAACUAAUUUUAAUAGUUCUGGUGGUCGAGCUACUAGUCCUCCUGCAUACUCGAAUGUUGGUUCUAAUGAUACUAGUUCCCAGGUAAAUACAACUCCAAGAUCUGAGAACUUCGACACAUUUGAUGAUGUGUGGCUGACUGUAUCAGAGAUUCCCCUCUUUACACAACCUACUAGUGCUCCUCCCCCUUCAAGACCACCGCCUCCAAGGCCACCACGAGCUUCAAAGCCAAUGCCAGGCUCAUCUUCUUCCACAAAUGCUAAAAAGAAGGUUAAUGAUUUUUCUUCUUUCCCAAAUUCCUCUCAGUACUCACACAGCUCUCAGUCAGCUUAUACUGCAGCAAGCAGCAAUGUUACAUCUCAAAUUGAUGAACUUGAAGAUUUUGCAAUGGGUAAGGCCCAGAAUAACUUCGAACAGGCUGAAGUUUUUCCAGGUGAUGAUUUUGAGACCAGUUCUGUUGCUGCUGCUUCUGCUGCUGCCAUGAAAGAGGCAAUGGAUAGAGCAGAGGCUAAAUUUAGGCAUGCUAAGGAAAUGAGGGAGAGAGGGAAUGCUAGAAAUAAAGAAGCUGGUCAAAUGGAUAAAGAUGAGAGAGCUACGCAAGAUGCUUUGGAUAGAGAAGUUAUAGAAAAGCAAGAGAGGUUGGAGCGUGAGAGGCAACAAAGGGAAAUAGAGGAAGAAGAGAGAGAGCAAAGGAGACGUGAACUGGAGAGGGAAAAGGAAGAGGAGGAGAGAACACAAAGAAGGCUCGAGAAAGAGAGGGAACGUGUUAGGCAGAUGGAGAGGGAAAAGGAAAGGGGCAGACAAGCUGUUGAACGGGCUACUAGAGAAGCACGUGAAAGAGCAGCAGCUGAAGCUCGUACUAGAGCUGAAAGGGCAGCUGUUGAAAAGGCAUCAACUGAAGCUCGACAACGUGCAGAAAGAGCUGCUGUACAGAGAGCACAAACUGAAGCCCGUGAAAGGGCAGCAGCUGAGGCUAGAGAAAGAGCAGAAAGAGCUGCUGCAGAAACAAGAGAGAGGGAAGCACGGUCAAGGGAUGCAGCAGCAAAAGCUGAAGCUGAAGCAAGGAGUAAAGCUGAAAGAGCUGCUGCUGAGGCUCGAGAAAGAGCAGCUGCUACUGCAAGGGCAAACCAGCAAAAGAAUGAUGAUGAUCUCGAAUCAUUCUUUAUGGGUUCUCGACCCAGCAGUGCACCAAGGCCAGGAGCUAACUCAUCGGAUCCCCUGUUUGAUGGACAAAGCAAGGGAGGGCCUGAAGUAGCAUCUAGCAUGAGGAAAGCUUCUUCAACUGCAAACGUUGUUGAUGAUCUCAGUUCUAUUUUUGGAGCUGCUGCAUCUUCAUCUGGAGAAUUCCAAGAGGUCAAUGGGGAAACUGAAGAAAGGAGAAGAGCCAGGUUGGAACGCCACCAAAGAACUCAGGAGCGUACGGUCAAAGCAUUGGCGGAGAAAAAUCAGCGUGACCUUCAAGUGCAAAGGGAACAAGCUGAGAGACUCAGGAUUGCUGAAACACUAGACGUUGAGAUCAAGAGAUGGUCUGCUGGGAAAGAGGGAAAUUUGCGUGCUCUGCUGUCAACACUGCAAUAUGUUCUUUGGCCUGAAUGUGGCUGGCAGCCUGUUUCUUUGACAGAUUUAAUAACAGCUGCCGCAGUUAAAAAGGCUUACAGAAAGGCGACUCUUUGCAUCCAUCCUGAUAAAGUCCAGCAAAAAGGCGCCAAUCUUCAGCAGAAAUAUGUUGCAGAGAAGGUCUUUGACUUGCUCAAGGAAGCAUGGAACAAGUUCAAUUCGGAGGAGCUUUUCUGAGUUUCAAAUCGCCGACUUUGUAGCUAAAGAAAUUUGUCAUUUGGCAAAGUAGGCAUUGAGUUUGAGUGAAUACACGACUGCCAAGCUGCUAUAAUUCUCUCAGAUGCUGCUGCCUGCCUGCUUCGGUUUGAUGAUUCAUUAAGUCAACUAUUAAAGAAUGGCAUACGAAGCCUGCUUCAAAGGCUUGUAAGGUGUACCGUAUGGAAGGGUGAAGUACAUAAAACUCUUCUUUUCUUCAGGUUGCUGUACAUUAAAUCUUCAUCCAGGUACUUCGCAUGCAAAAAUAUGGAAUCUCCAGGUUAAGUGUAGAUUAUAUAAUUCACCGAAUUGGGCAGUUGUGUUGUCGAGGGGAUAUUUUUGUUAAUUCAUUUUUAAUGUUUGUUUUGUUUGUGUUUUUUGUUCCCCCCAUUUCCCCUACUUUUCUGUGGAAAAUAGUGUUCUUUUGAUAUCAGAAGAAUAGUAGGAAAUAUGUAUUGAUUGUUGAGAGAUGGGUACUCCGAGGUGGGUAAUUCAUAUAAAUAUCAUUUGUUUCUUCCGUGCCA
Messenger RNA from Hibiscus syriacus, 3558 nucleotides. Its product is annotated as auxilin-related protein 2-like. The transcript has 8 exons. Bases 173 to 3016 code for a protein of 947 amino acids. Lineage: Eukaryota; Viridiplantae; Streptophyta; Magnoliopsida; Malvales; Malvaceae. Gene Ontology annotation, biological process: clathrin-dependent endocytosis; clathrin coat disassembly. Gene Ontology annotation, cellular component: cytoplasm; intracellular membrane-bounded organelle; vesicle. The record is from RefSeq and is a predicted model, not a curated record. Gene Ontology annotation, molecular function: clathrin binding.